This is a messenger RNA of Leguminivora glycinivorella, 1017 nucleotides long. RefSeq lists its product as uncharacterized. Bases 1 to 1017 code for a protein of 338 amino acids. The record is from RefSeq and is a predicted model, not a curated record. The transcript has 2 exons. Lineage: Eukaryota; Metazoa; Arthropoda; Insecta; Lepidoptera; Tortricidae.
AUGGGAAAAAGGAAGAGAGAUAAAGAAAAAGAUGAAGUUUAUAUUAAGAAAAAGAUAAAAAAACUUCAAGAAAAGCUGCAAAGACAUUCCGUCGAACCAGAUCGCAGUUCUACUCCUCCUGUACAACCGCAGUCGAAGACUCCGCAGCAGCCGCCGACAGAAAACUCUUCACCAUCACCGGCGUCUUCACCGUUGCAUACUAGGCCACACGAUGACCCUGAUAUAAAUGCAGAAAUUGUGGACGAUGAACUCCCUGAGGAGUUCCUACUUGCUCUGGGGACUGAAGGUCAGGAACAGGCAGAAGUUGGAAACCCUAUCAGACCUGAAUUGGCCUCCCGCUGGACAAAAAUUAUGAAUGACGGCUUGGGUAAAGAGGCUAGAGAAGCAAUUGUGAAAAAAUACCCUCCACCAGCCAAUUUUUCUGCUGCAAUAGCACCGAUAAUUAAUCCAGAGAUUGCGUCUACACUCUCAGAUCCCUCGGUCAAAAGAGAUAAAAGGAUUAUGAUAAGACAGGGCUUAACAGGCACAUUAUUGUCUUGCCUAGGAAAAUGCUUAACUGACGUUUUACUAGGAAAUAUUAACUCCAAAAAGUUAAUUGAAGAAAUCAAUGACGCUGCGAAGUUGGCUGGGGAAAUCCACCACCAUGAUUCAAAUUCGAGAAAAUUCUUUUGUUUGGCUGGAGCGAAUAAAACCAUCCAAGAUGCCAUUCGUCAUCAAAAGACCGAUAAGUUUUUAUUUGGUACAGAUUGUGCUGACAAGAUCAGAGCUGCACAAACAAUCCAGAAAACUUCAAAUACUAUUAAGAACCAUCCAGAGAAAGAAAAGAAGCAGCAGAAACAAGCAGCAAAUAACAAACAGUUCAAGCAGUUAAACUGGAAGAGCCCACCACAAUACAGUCAGCAGAAUCAUCGGAUGCGUGGUGGGCAACAAUACCAUCAACCCCGGAAGCACUACAACCAGCCUCACCGGAAAGAGAGACACAGCUCCCACAAGCAGAGGUCCAGAUAUCACCGAUAG